AUGGAGCUUGUUCAAACACGAAACACGGUGGCUGAUUUACAAAAGCUGGUAGAAGCAGCUCACGCCUCCAAAAAUGCUCACAGUCGGUCUAUGAAAUGGCAGCAAACUGUGGAUGCAGAACUCGAGGACCUCGCUUCUUUCAAAGCUCUGUAUACCUCCUUGCUGGCGGACAACACAGUGCAAGCGCGCGAGAUUAAGAUAGAACCCUCUCGGAUACAAAUUCAAUCACAAAGAGAUGUGAAGCAAGACCACCCGCGGGCAAUCUACACACCUGAUGGUGAUAGUGAACAGCAAGUGUGGAUCAACUGGGAAGACAGGGAUAUUCCAGGUAACGAUCCUGCACCAAAGUCGCUCUCAUCUCUAGAAGAACUCACCAUUCUUUUCAUGGCCCCGAAGCCAGACGAGUUCUGCACUCCGACUUGUCAAGGGUACAGUAUCUUGCAACAAGCGGAACUACCACCCCGUCCCGCUCUGAUCUUCAAGAACCCUCCCGGCUUUGAUCCACAGGUCCAGCCCGUGUCUCUCUUUCACGCGUUUACAACCCACCCGAAACCAUCUCUGGUCCAUCGGGUCGCUCUGGCCCAUAAGCUUGCCCAGAGCCUACUUUAUCUCCAUGCCGUCAACUGGCUCCACAAAGCUCUGCGCAGCUCUAACAUUCUCUUCUGCCCCUCAUCCGACGCCGCAGCUCUAGAUGUCUGCGCCCCAUACAUCACCGGCUUCGACAACUCUCGCCGCUCACGCUUCAACGAGGCCACGAGCGAGGCGCCGCGCGUGGGCCGUAUGGAGGUCUACCGGCACCCGGAGACCCAGCUUGAGGGCCCUAUGCUGCCAUAUCGCAAAACCUUCGACAUCUACAGCCUCGGCCUUGUCAUGGCCGAGAUCGCGCUGUGGCGGCCCCUCGUCGGGCGGCAUCCGGGAGCGGUGGCUCAUGUCGGAGCCUGGGCUGCUCGGAUCGCUCCAGGCGGAGGUCGGCGAGAGGUAUGCCGCGGCCGUGGAGACAUGCCUAAAAGGGCGGGACGCAUUUUGUGUCGAGCGGAGAGACCUGGAGACAAGCGCGGACACUGGGACGAGGAUCCAGCGGGAAUUUAG
Molecule: messenger RNA, 1089 nt
Organism: Endocarpon pusillum Z07020
Lineage: Eukaryota; Fungi; Ascomycota; Eurotiomycetes; Verrucariales; Verrucariaceae
Exons: 1
Coding region: 1-1089 (362 amino acids)
Source: RefSeq, a predicted model, not a curated record